This is a messenger RNA of Erigeron canadensis, 2658 nucleotides long. Its product is annotated as protein ACCUMULATION AND REPLICATION OF CHLOROPLASTS 3. Gene Ontology annotation, cellular component: extrinsic component of plastid membrane; cytosol; chloroplast outer membrane. The transcript is spliced from 16 exons. The record is from RefSeq and is a predicted model, not a curated record. Bases 412 to 2397 code for a protein of 661 amino acids. Gene Ontology annotation, biological process: chloroplast fission. NCBI's taxonomy places the organism in Eukaryota, Viridiplantae, Streptophyta, Magnoliopsida, Asterales, Asteraceae.
UAUCUAUCCUGAAUCAACACAACUCUUCACUCUGUCUCUUGAAAGUGUGUAUGUAAUUUGUUAAUGUUUCACAGCUAAACCCAUCAAUGGAGCUUCCAUUAACAACCAUCAAACAAAAGUUAUCCUUUUUAUCUUCCUCACCUUCUUCUUUCACCCCUAUCCAUCUUCCCAACACCUUCCAUCCCAACUGUUUCCCUUUAAAAAUACUUAAAAUUUGUGGCAGAUACCGAAUUAAAGCUAAAGAUAGAACCUUUUCUACUUCCCCAAUACAAAAGACUGAUAUGGGUUUAUGCCAAGAUUCUGAGAUUUUGGAAGUUUUUGGCAUCGGAAGUCGAAAAGAUGCUGUUCUUGAUUUCUGCUUGCCUUCUCCUUCCCUUUCCUCACGCUUAAGAUUUUGGAAUAUUAUUGUGGAUGAAACUUCGAAGGUACAAUUACAGCAACGGUUACUUGGGGAUGAUCUUACCAGAACAAUUAUGGAAGAUCCGGAGGCCAUGGAAUCAUGUUCAAAAGCGGUUAUACUUGUUUGUCGCUGGGGCAUCUUAUGGAUCAGAUCUUACCACAGUGCAUGAUAUAUUUGAAGCAAUAAAGCUGGCAAAUGGUUUUGUGGUGAUGAUUAUUCUGAAGCCUUUUAGAUUUGAAGGACAGAGGCGCCAAAACGAGGUGAAGGACUUGCUCAACAAACUCAAGGGGCUAACGGAUUUCUGUAUCAUGGUUGAUGCUGAUGCACUUCUGGAAAAAGACCUUGUAACUUUAGACGAGGCAUUGCAAAUUGCAAAUAAUGCUGUUUUGAUGGCAUUAAAUGCAGUCUCAAUUUUGACUUCUGAGCACAACAAGAGAUUUCUAGAUAUUCCACAUGAGAGUAUGAAAGAACUUGCAGUCACUGACCUCAAAAAAAUUUUAGGAAGCUUUAAGGAUGCGAAAAUUGGAUAUGGGGUUGGUCGUGACGUUGAAACUUCGGUUGCUAAAGCCAUAUAUGAUUGCCCUUUUCUUGGCUCAGGUGUAAAGGACUUGAGUGGGAUUGUUGUAUUCAUUCUUGCGAGUCCAACAGCUCUUGACAGAAGUGAUUUGGGUGGCAUUUUGCUUAAUUUUCGUCAAGUUGCAAAAUGGCAGGGGGAUGUUAUAAUUUCAGUAGUUCAUGAAUCGGAUGUGACUCCUGGAUCAAUUGCAACAACCAUAUUUACGAUUGGCUGUACAAGGCCCGAGUCUUCUAAACAGGAUGGCAUAUUUUCUAGACUGGUCCAGCGUUUUCCUUUCAUUUUCAACAUAUUGAGCCCACGUUCCCAGCUGGAUACAUUUAAAGAAAACAGAUUGGAUAGUACAUUUUCUUCUCAAGGCAUGAAGUCAGAAAGUUUUGAAAACCCAGAUGGAAUUUCUACAAAUGGUCUUGCUGAAGGUUUUCAUAAUUGGUCUUCAGAACUUCAGUCAAUACUGAGAAAUGCUACCUAUGAAAAAACUCCAUCGAGUGUUGAUGAUGUUGCUGAACAAAUUAAUGCUGAGUUUCCUCAAGCCACCUUGUAUAACGAAUCAACUGGAGGAUCACCAACUCUUCAAAGGGAGCUUUUGAUUAAUAGAAGGCCAGGGAAUCUUAUCUCUGAGGAGACGGCCAAUGAUAUAAAUGAUAGUCUCUUGGUUGACCUCAAGACCUAUAAACUUCCAGUUGGUGUGAAGCCAUCAGGAGAUCUUAAAGAUGGUCCCAAUGGCUCACGGAUCAUGCACUCUUUAGAAGGAAAUGGUGAACUCAAAUCGAAGAAAGAGACUCAAUUUUCUGUAAACAUUUCAUUUGAUAAAUCAACUGAUGCUAGCUCGCAAGCACCAACGGGUUUUAACAGCAACGCUUCUUCUCACCAAAAUGGAGUGUAUCCUGAUGUUUCUAAUAAAAGUGGAAGACUUUCUGCCCGAGCAGCAUCUAUGCUGGAAUCUGAACGUGAGUCACAGAAAAAAUGGAGUCCUGUAGUUGAGAUAAACUAUCGUGGAGGGUUAUAUGUGGGGCGGUGCCAGGGGGGUCUUCCUGAGGGGAAGGGUCGUUUGUCACUGGGUGAUGGAAGCUUUUAUGAUGGGUUGUGGCGCAAUGGUAAGAGAUCGGGAUUGGGUACAUUCUGCUUCAGCAAUGGCGAUGUCUUCCGUGGGUCAUGGCGGGAUGAUGUGAUGCAUGGGAAGGGAUGGUUUUAUUUUCACACGGGAGAUAGGUGGUUUGUGAAUUUCUGGAAGGGAAAGGCAAAUGGAGAAGGGCGUUUCUACUCAACAACUGGUGAGAUAUUUUUUGGCCAUUUUAAAAAUGGAUGGCGAGAUGGACAUUUUUUGUGUAUUGAUGUCAGUGGAUUAAGGUGUGUUGAGAUUUGGGAUGAAGGGGUCCUAGUAAGCCGUAAGCAGAUGGAGUCUGAUGAUGGUGCCGGAUAAACCUUCCUUUCAUGUGGUUCAUUAUUUUCAUUGUAGAGAUGUGCACAUUCAGAAGAUUACUGACUUCGUCUUGAACGUAUAUAUGUAUGUAUCAAGUAUGAGCAUCAGUCACUUAAAAAUUUCUCCCGAAACUGUAUCUUUAGUGCAGGGUAGUUUUGUAAAAGUUCAUAAUAGAGAUGGUACUGAAAUUUGUCCCUUUCGAAAAUAUUGUUCAAAAGACGCAUUUGGUAUUCAAAGGGGUGUACGGCACUAUAUAACCAA